AUGCGGUACAUUCACUCCGAGGAACGGCUGCCCAUCCCCGAGAAUGUGAAGGUUCACAUUCGCUCGCGCAUUGUGACCGUCGAGGGCCCCCGAGGCAAGCUCGUUAAGGACCUCUCUCACAUUGCCGUUACCUUCGGCCGCCCUGAGAAGAAUGUUAUCUCGAUCGAGAUGCACCACGGUGCCCGCAAGGGUGUCGCUACCCUCCGUACCGUCCGCACCAUCAUCAACAAUCUGAUCAUCGGUGUCACCAAGGGCUUCAAGUACAAGAUGCGUUACGUGUAUGCUCACUUUCCCAUCAACGUCAACAUCGAGAAGAACGCCGAGACUGGCCAGUACGACAUUGAGAUCAGAAACUUCUUGGGUGAGAAGUACGUCCGUCGUGUGACUGCUCAGCCCGGUGUCGAGGUCAUCACCUCGCCCAGCGUCAAGGAUGAGCUCCAGCUCUCCGGUAACUCCCUUGAGGGUGUCUCCCAGAGUGCCGCCGACAUCCAGCAGAUCUGCAGAGUCCGGAACAAGGAUAUCCGGAAGUUCCUUGACGGUCUCUACGUGUCGGAGCGGGGCAACAUCGUCGAAGAGUAA
Aspergillus chevalieri is the source of this 579-nucleotide messenger RNA. RefSeq names its product 60S ribosomal protein uL6 (gene RPL9B). The record is from RefSeq and is a predicted model, not a curated record. Bases 1 to 579 code for a protein of 192 amino acids. Gene Ontology annotation, molecular function: rRNA binding; structural constituent of ribosome. Gene Ontology annotation, biological process: cytoplasmic translation. Gene Ontology annotation, cellular component: cytosolic large ribosomal subunit; ribosome. Lineage: Eukaryota; Fungi; Ascomycota; Eurotiomycetes; Eurotiales; Aspergillaceae. The transcript has 5 exons.